GAAAUUAAAAAGGAACGGCCAGGAUUCCAUCACGGAAGAGCCUCACCCCAGAAACCCUAGCUAUAUAAUCCCCUGUAUAUCCCUUCAUCUUCACUUGCUGCAAACCCUAGAGCCAGAACCUCCAGUCUCCACGGGCGUAAGACCGCAGCUCCCAAAAUGAAGGUGAUUGCCGCUUAUCUUCUGGCUGUUUUGGGCGGAAACACCUGCCCCUCAGCUGAGGACUUGAAAAGCAUCCUCGGAUCAGUCGGGGCUGAGGCUGAUGAGGAUAGGAUCGAACUGCUCUUGUCCGAAGUUAAAGGGAAGGACAUCACUGAGCUGAUAGCAGCUGGAAGGGAGAAGCUGGCAUCAGUGCCGUCUGGCGGUGGUGUUGCAGUAGCGGCUGCUGCUGCUCCUGUCGGUGGCGGUGGCGGUGCUGCCCCUGCUGCCGAGGCCAAGAAGGAAGAGAAGGUCGAGGAGAAGGAAGAGUCCGAUGAUGAUAUGGGUUUCAGUCUCUUUGACUAAGGAGUUGUGAGUGACCUGCCAGCGUUGGGUCAAGUCAGUCUCUCGUAGUGUUUGAAAGAAGUUUUGUUAUUUUUCUCGGAUUGUUUCGGUUUCAUCUUGGACCUCAGUAGAAUUUUUGCCUUAGGUACCAGUUAAUGAUAUGUUCUUAAUCGUUUGCAAGCAUAAUUUUAAUUCGUCUCUUUACUUUUGCAUU
This is a messenger RNA of Punica granatum (pomegranate), 694 nucleotides long. The record is from RefSeq and is a predicted model, not a curated record. Lineage: Eukaryota; Viridiplantae; Streptophyta; Magnoliopsida; Myrtales; Lythraceae.